Molecule: messenger RNA, 7485 nt
Organism: Chroicocephalus ridibundus (black-headed gull)
Lineage: Eukaryota; Metazoa; Chordata; Aves; Charadriiformes; Laridae
Gene: VSTM2A
Product: V-set and transmembrane domain containing 2A
Exons: 5
Coding region: 601-1311 (236 amino acids)
Cellular component (GO): membrane
Source: RefSeq, a predicted model, not a curated record
GAGCCAGUAGAAGUCAGAACAGGUAGAGAGGUGUAGAGAACUGGGAGAGAGAAGGAAGGGUUAAAGGCAUCAUCGCAGCCAUUAGAGGGAAAAGUUGAAGCAAUACAGGCACAGUAGACUUCUCUCUCCCCUACACCCCCCUUUCUUUCCCCCACUCUCCUCUUCCCAAGCUGGAUCAGUGUGUAGGGAGGGCAGUCAUCACGCCAUCCUGAGCAGUAGGAGCUGACGUUGGACGAAGCUGCCAGGUAGCUGAAAAAGGCACAGAAGGCAGCUGAUAUCCACUUUUCAACGUGGUUUUUUUUUUUUUUUUUUUUUUUUUUUAAGUCUGAAUCUGGACUUCAAGCAACACAGCGCCUGAGACAGCUCAUCUGAACCACACUGUAUUGCAAUACUCGCUCUUCCCAAAGAAAAAGACUCCACUGAGUAGCAGAAUGCUGCCAGUGUUGCAGCUAGGGCUACAAUACAGAGCCUUUUUGUAACAUUUUAAAAUCUCUUUCUGUUCAUACAUUUAGAGAUACAUACAUUCAUAUAGCAAUUCUUCCUUUUUUGAGGGCACCUUUGGCUUUUGUUACCCUGAUGUGACUUCUUCUUCGUCUUGGAAUGAUGGGGAUCUUUCUAGCUUAUGUUGGAUUCAUUUUCUUUUCAGUUAUCUAUAUUCAACAAGGACUUUCUACACAAGCAAAAUUCACUGAGUUUCCGCGAAAUGUCACGGCCACUGAAGGGCAGAAUGUUGAGAUGUCCUGUGCUUUCCAAAGUGGCUCUGCUUCGGUGUACCUCGAAAUCCAGUGGUGGUUUCUGCGGGCAGCUGAGGACCAAGAGGCUGGAGCUGAGGUGACAGGCACUCAGGUGGAGCUCUUGCCCGAGCGGGACCUGGACAACGACGGCACGAAGAUCAGCACAGUGAAAGUACAAGGGAAUGACAUCUCCCACAAGCUGCAGAUUUCAAAAGUAAGGAAAAAGGAUGAAGGCUUGUAUGAGUGCAGGGUGACCGAUGCCAACUAUGGAGACCUUCAGGAGUACAAGGCCCAGGCAUUUCUCAAAGUCAACGCUAACAGCCACUCUCGGCGAAUGCAGGCCUUUGAGGCAUCUCCAAUGUGGUUGCAAGACAUGAAACCUCGCAAAAACAUCUCAGCAGCUGUUCCAAGUAGCAUCCAUAAUUCUGCCAAUCAGCGUGUGCGUGCCACCUCCAGCCCUGAAGCAGCAGCCAAAAUCCCCAAACAAAGUCCACAAUCAGGUGCGAGGAUAGCUACAAGCCAUGGACUUUCUGUCCUGCUUCUUGUUUGUGGCUUUGUGAAGGGUGCUUUGCUUUAAUCUAAAAGUGCUGACUUUUUCCAAUAUCACUUUCUCUUCUUAAAGCAAAGAGCAAAUCGCCUGUAAAAUCCACGGAGCGGACAGCAAAGUUGACCCUAACCUCCAACCACCACUCUGCACCCAAUGUACUCUAAAUCUCUACACAAGGAGCACCUUCUUCAGGAAGUACAAACAAAAAUACUAAAUAAAUAAAAUUAAAAAAAAAAAUAUUAUAAAAAGAAGAGGAUACCACAUGUUUUCUUGAUAUAUCUUAUUUUCUUUGGCGUAUCACUGAUCUUUUAUUUGAAGAGAACUGGUGUGAUGUAAUCAAAUGUUUUGUAACAGCAAGACCUAGUUUCCUUUUCUUUCGGCAAGGAGAAGCCUCAUCCUUGACUUCUCAGGGGUUGGCCUGCGAGUCAUCAUUAUUACAGAAUUAACCAUCGAUGACAUUUGGUUUCCUACGCUGAAAGAACCGUUCCAGCCUGGAAGCAAACAGAGGCAAAAUAAUGAAACAAAACAUAGUGAUUUAACAUCGACCCCAAUAAAAUACCCCACAAACUUUAUAAAAAAAAAUAUUCUUUUUUCAUUUUUUUUUCUUUUUGCAUGAGGAAUAGGGAGGAGAAAAGGAAUUCUACAAAGCAGCUAAGCAGACUAGAGGAUGUUGUUUCUGGAGGACAAAUUUUUUUUUUUCUUUAGAGUUCUUUAGGUUUUGUGGUUUUUUUUAUUUUAUUAUUAUGCAUUUUCCCAUGUGGGUUUUUUUCCUGUCUUUUUUGGUUGUUUCUUGUUCAAUGGUGGCAAUUACUGACUUAGGCCAACCCCUGAUGACUGUGUGGAGGUUUAUAUAUAUAUAUACAUCUUUUUUUUGGUUUUGUGUGCGUUCUAUAUUUCAGUGUGUUUUCUCUAAUUUUGCAACUCCUGUAUAUGCAAAACUAACUUAAAUUCUGUAAAUUGCUUACAGUCUGUGUGAUAUAACUUCAGAGUAGACAUACUUGGUCCUCAUGCAAGCCAGUUUUUAAUAUUAUCUAUAUGUCGUGCCACCAAUCAACAUCUUUAUUUCCUUUUUUGACAAAACAUCACUCUUUAGUUUGUAAUUCAGUACUGUGUGGAUUUUGUAAUACAUACAUUCACUUCCACAGGUUUGACCCCUUUCAGCCCUCUGUUUACUCUGUAAAUGCACAUUAAAAUUUGUUAUGGUCUCUAGACAAUGAAUUAUUUUAGUUUUGUGUAUGUUGUGUUGGAGUUCAGUUGCUGAAAGCUCUUUUAAUUUGUGAUGUUUAUAGAGAAUUAAGUGAUUCGGUCACUAGAGACUGUAAAACGCAGGUUUGCAGUUGAAUACUGCAUGUAAAGGAAGGUUAGAAGGGGAAAAGAGACAAAUAGAACAUGGCUUAAAGGAUAUUCUUUUGGUAAAGAGUUUUAGGAAAGUGAAUUUAUUACAUUGGUAAAGUAUAUUUACAUCACAGCUCUUUCUACAUGGCCAAAGAAGUGUCUUUUUUUUUUUACUUUUUCUGGAAGUGGAUUGUCUUUACUCAUUGCUAUUCUUAAUUAAAAUACUUUAUGUCUGUGAACUGAAUGUGAGAAUUUUGCUGUUGAAUGAAGUAAUAUGCAUUACAUGAAUUACAUUCAUUAAUGCAGGAAGGAAAAAUUGCUACCAUUUGCAGCUGCAAUCAGGAAGGUUUUUUUUUCUUGUUCCCCUCCUUCCACUGAUGCUGAACAAUCCACACCCUUUCAUUUACCAGCACAGACAAUCACGUAUACCACAUGCUUAUUAUGAUCUAUUUACAGCAGCAUUAAGUAGCUGCAGUGUGGUCAGCUGUGUGAUUUCUCCUCAUUUUGCAAGUAAUAUAGAAGGAAGUAAAACAGUAUGUUUAGUAUCUCACCAGUCCGUGGCCUACAGGCCUAACAUUUUAUUUUUAAAUGCCCAUAAGUCUGAAGUUUCCCCCCAUUAAUUUCCAAGGAGAAAGAACAAAUAGUCAAAUAGAAUCAAAGGGUAAUACACGAACAUUUUGGAAGAGGAUAACAUAUUUGUGCAAAUCUUAUUUCCCUUAACCAUAGAUUGUGUACUAUACACUUGACUGGGAAUAGUCAGCCUUUCUUUGUUUUUAGAAGUCUUAGCAGUAAUAAAGAGAGUAGAAGUUUUGUCUAAUAGAGAUAAAUCAGGAAUAACUGUCACAAGAAAAAGGGGAAAAGUUCUUUUAUUUCAACAUAAAACUAAUGACCCACUAAGAAUAUUGUGUAUUGAAAAGGUUUUGCUCCAUAGGAAUAACAUUUUACCAGCUUACUGACAAAGGACAUAGAAACAGUCCCCGUUAGAGUGUUCUGAAUCAAAACAAAUAUUGUGGACCAAAGAGGAAGUAAAUGAAAAAAAAGAGCCAGAGCUUUUAAAAGUUUCAUUUUAUGACCAUACCUUUGGAACAAAACUUUCAGAGUUAUGGAGGAAAGGCUGCAUUUUCCCCAUGAAAUGUAUAUCUGUGAGUGCAUACUGUGAGAAGUUCCCGUGUGGAGUUUGGAAACCUCAGUUUCCAUUGGUCUUAAGCAGAACUAAAUGCUUAACAUCACACGUGUUUCGUAUGUUUACUGUAUACAUAUAUCUUGUAUGAAUAUUCCAUGUAUGCACAUAGUCCUAUAGACAACCUGCAGUGACAUACGGCAUUUUUCAGAAGCAGUUUUGCCUUGCAUUGUUAAAGUUAGCCUCUGGUUACUAUGUUAAACUGAUACCGUGUUUUGCUUUAUGCUGUUAGAUGCUUAGAUAUAAAUCACCAUGUACUAGAAAGUAAGAUUAAAGAACCAGCUGAAAUUAAAAGCAGAAUUCUAGACCACUCGGACUAGUUUGACACAACUCAGAAGACAUUACCAAGGAAAGUGCCGUAUUGUGAUCUGCUAUUGUUCUUCAACACUGUCAGCAAAAAAUGGUCAAAAGAAAUCUGUAGGACUUUUGAAAAGCCUUUAAGUCUUGCAUGAGAUGCUAAGGGAGUGCUGUAGAACUCCUUCUUCCCCCCUCCCCAAGAUAAUAAACCCAGAUUCUUCAGAUGACACUGGUUCAGCACUUCUGGUUGCAGAUGUAGAGCCUAGCUUUACAGUUUCUGCCAAGCUGUGUGGAUGUAUCAGCAACACCUCCUAAUAGGAGCAAGUAUUGCGUUUCUAAAUUCUAUGCUGUGUCUCAAAACAGAAGUAGCCCCCCUUUUUCUUAAGAAUUCAGUUAUGAGUGAUGUUUGGUAUAGGAAUGGAACCACUGCCAUUUUCUGCUCUGGCCCAGUUCUAGUUUGGAUUUAACACUAAUGGAGAAAAAAAUGGCAUAAUUGUAUCCUUAGAAGCUCCAUUGAGUUAAGUAUCUAAAAGGGCAAUUUACAUCUAACAGUGACAAAAUCUCUCAAAACUCAAUGUCCUUAACCUUUCUGCAAAAAUAGUCUAGUUUUGAGGUGGUCAUUUACAUGACUCAUGCUUCUCACUUGGUGUCCACAAGACCUCAUUGAAUAUAUGACUUUCUUCAGGUUGUUCUAACAGCUUUUGUUUUUAAUAGAGGAGUAAACACAGGUGAGUAUGAAACACUUUUUGUAUUUCAAGAUAUAUGCUAUCUAAAUACAGCUCACACACUUUGAGAUGUUAUGUCUUGUGAAGCUAAAAGAAACAUAUUCCAACUCCAUUAAAUAUCCCUGACAGCUUUUGUACUACAUGAAAAAAGAUCUAUAGCUCUUUUGUACUAGUAUCAAGGAUUAGUACUGCUACAGAGCCUGUCCCAUAGAUUCUCCUUCAUUUCAGUGUUUACCAAUAUUCUUUUAAUCUUGAACUUCAUGCGUGCAAGUUGCUGCAUAACAUGUUUGAACUUCCCUUUCUUAAUCGCCUUUUGUAGAUUCUUUCAAGACAUUUAUGGAGGAAGAGGGGUGCUCAGACCAUACAUUUAAAAAAGCUUGGCAGACCAAUUUAAGAUAGACUCUUUGUUCCUCAGAACUCCUGUUAAGAAAGGUACUAGAAAAUUUGAAUGGUAAACACUGAAUCUAUGAUGAAUUAUUGUUAUUUCUUUUUAAUUCUCAAUAUUGAAUAUUUAUAUUACAGCACUACCCAAAGGCAAAGAUCGGAAGUAGGUAUAAACAUAUGAGGCAUCACAGCAAAAGCAAUAGGAUUGCUUGGAGGUUCAUACCUAUGCACAUAAUUCAGUGCCGCUGCGAUUUAGGAUCAGAACAUGCCCCAGGACCAGUUUUUCUCACAUUCAUUCUUUGAAGUAUUUUACCUUCAUUGAAAUAAAAUGGGGAAACAGUUGCCACUGCAGAAAUCUGAAUGCUUGCCUAAUAUUUUUCAGUGUUAAACAUUACACUUCUAAUGAUCUCUACAGUGAUGUCAUCAUUUAGUUCACCAUUUAAAAAAAAAAAAAAAAAAAAAAAGACUGCGCUGCUGCCAAUAUUCAACUCCUUCCUCAGAAAAAAGGAAGAGAAAACAAUCUAAACCUUUGUUAUUUGCAGGACAGGGGAACAUUUGUCCGUGACAUUACUAUUGGUAAAUGUCAAAUGUUGUUUACAGAGCUAAAAGCAUUAAGAACCAAGAUUGGGAUCAUCAUAUUUUGCAAUAUAAAUUUUUAAAGGUUAAUCUUCUAUGAUUAGCUUAGCUAAACAAUGCUAAGCACAAAGUAAAUUGCUUAAUGCAAGUCACCAUAAAUGGCUUCAGUCUUUUGUUCUGAGCUUCCGAAAUAUUGAUUUAUUUGAUUUCACAGUCAUAAAGUUUGCACAUACAUUCACAUAAUUGAAAGAUUAUACACUGUUUUCCUACUGCUCUUCAUCUAAACAGUACAAGAAGACAAGAGCAAAGAAGAAAGUUAAAUUUGUCUGUAAUAAUGAAUCACAAUCAAUUGGUAGAGUUACUUGCAAGGAAAGAGAAGCCUGCUUUCUUGAAAGUCAAGUGUAAUUGCAAUCUUAUUUCAUUUUCUGUUUGUGCUAUUCUUUUGUUGCCAGCUUUUCAAUCUAAAAAAGACAAUACUGUGUUUCUUACUACUCACUUCUUACAAGGUGACAGAGGACAAAAUAAUGUUGCUUUUGUUACGAAAGAAGCUGGGGGGAAAAAGAAUUGUUUCAUUUAACAACAACCUAAAUGUUUACAGUGUCCUAUCACCUCAGAAUGUCUCUGCUCAUAGGUUUAUGGGGAAGGAGUGACAGAGAAGGUGUUUUGUGUUUCAGCUUGACUUCCCAGAUCUAAGAGUGUUCUCAGUUAAUUGUUAUCUUACAGCUAAGGACAGGACUCUUCUGUAAGUUUCACAAAUACAGUACUUUUUCCUGUAACUACCAGUGACAGAUUGGUUUGAGUUUUGAAAUGAUAGAUAAAUACUUGCAACUCAGAAUAUUUUUUCUUAGAGUUAUAAAUGUUGUGAGGAAUGGCAACUAUUAAAGCCAUAAACAAGUCUGGAAGAAUAUCACAAACUAGUAAUCUCUCAAAAGUUUCAAAAUAUGACAAACACUUUGCUCAAAAAAAGGUUUUUGGUGGGAUUUUCAUUUAAAGUUUUAUUGUAACCCACUCUUUUAAAAAAGUAAGGCAAUGUUUACAUAAUUUCAUAAGUAUUGUAGAUUGUUGUGGUUUUUGUUUUGCUUUGUUUUGUUUUUUUUUUAAAUAUGUUUCUUAGCACUCAAGAUAACAGAAAAGGCUUAAAAAGAGACCCAAUAGCAUUCUAAAGCUGUGUAUGUGUGAAGAGCUGAUUGCAUUAAUGGCAAAAAAAAACAGACAAAAACCUCCUGGCCUUGAAUUCUUUCUAAUCAGAUAUGAGAAAUGCCAGGGAAGGGAAAUGGCCAGGAAAAAGCUGUUGGAGUGAUUCUGGUGAUGGUGAUCUGAUCUUUGUCUUUAACCUUUCCAGUAUACUUCUUGGAACCACCAAGGGCAUAAAUUCUGAAAGGACUUACUGUGCAUGUGCAGCAGCAGAAAUAAUGUAUGCAAUAAAGCUGACGAUCCUGUGCAAAGCACAGGACCCAGUGAGUUUACACAGUGGCACCGUGCACAUGGGCAGAAUAGCUGGCAUUGUCUGGAUUCUAGAAAUUCUGAAUGCCUGGUAUGUACUGAACAUCUCAUCACACAUCCCAGAAAGAGCUGCAAGAUAUAGGCUGCUCUGACCUCUGAAUAGGAUUUGUCUAACUAGAAAUGUUGUUUCCUUUCUAAGGCUCCUAACCUAUAGGACAAAUAAAAUAUAGAAUACUGAAAAAUAAAGAAUGUUGAACAAAAUUC